This is a messenger RNA of Solea solea (common sole), 1624 nucleotides long. Its product is annotated as green-sensitive opsin-like. Gene Ontology annotation, cellular component: membrane; photoreceptor outer segment. The transcript has 5 exons. The coding region runs from base 116 to 1174 and encodes 352 amino acids. Lineage: Eukaryota; Metazoa; Chordata; Actinopteri; Pleuronectiformes; Soleidae. Gene Ontology annotation, biological process: phototransduction; visual perception; G protein-coupled receptor signaling pathway. Gene Ontology annotation, molecular function: G protein-coupled receptor activity. The record is from RefSeq and is a predicted model, not a curated record.
AGGAAUGGACAAAGCUGCCUGUGUGUGGUGGAUUUAACACGACUGGUGACUGCUAGGUUACCUUAUAUUUUGUUGACGCUAUCCAUCGACUGAAGCUCCACAAAGGCAACUGAAGAUGGGUUGGGAAGGAGGAUACGAGGCCAAUGGCACCGAGGGCAAGAACUUCUACAUCCCCAUGUCCAACAAGAGUGGGAUUGUUAGAAGUCCUUUUGAAUAUACUCAAUAUUAUCUAGCAGACCCCAUAAUGUUCAAAUUACUAGCAUUCUACAUGUUUUUCCUGAUCUGCACUGGAACCCCCAUCAACGGACUGACCUUGCUCGUCACGGCCCAGAACAAGAAACUCCGCCAACCUCUCAACUACAUCCUGGUCAACCUGGCUGUGGCUGGACUCAUCAUGUGCGCCUUCGGAUUCACCAUCACCAUCACCUCUGCUGUAAAUGGCUACUUUGUUCUCGGAGCCACUGCCUGCGCUGUUGAGGGAUUCAUGGCCACACUUGGAGGUGAAGUUGCUCUCUGGUCUCUGGUCGUCCUGGCUGUGGAGAGAUACAUUGUCGUCUGCAAACCUAUGGGAAGCUUCAGGUUCACUGGUGCUCACGCAGCAGCUGGAGUCGCUUUCACCUGGAUCAUGGCUUUCUCAUGCGCCGCUCCUCCACUCUUUGGCUGGUCCAGAUACCUCCCCGAGGGCAUGCAGUGCUCUUGCGGACCUGACUACUACACUCUGGCUCCAGGCUACAACAACGAGUCAUACGUCAUCUACAUGUUUGUUGUCCACUUCUUCAUUCCCGUCUUCCUCAUUUUCUUCACCUAUGGAAGCCUUGUGUUGACCGUCAAAGCUGCAGCCGCUCAGCAGCAGGAGUCAGAGUCCACUCAGAAGGCUGAGAGGGAAGUGACACGCAUGUGCGUUCUGAUGGUUAUUGGCUUCCUGGUCGCUUGGACACCAUAUGCCACGUUCGCCGGCUGGAUCUUCCUGAACAAGGGAGCAUCCUUCACUGCGAUGACAGCGGCCAUCCCUGCCUUCUUUGCAAAGAGCUCAGCUCUGUACAACCCUGUGAUCUAUGUGCUGUUCAACAAACAGUUCCGUAACUGCAUGCUGGGCGCUAUUGGAAUGGGCGGCAUGGUGGAGGAUGAGACCUCAGUUUCUGCCAGCAAGACAGAGGUGUCCUCUGUGUCUUAAUCGUGACGACUUCCACACAUCUUUGGACAUUUUACCUCACUGUCUGCAUCCAGAUUUGAAAAAACAUCCCAUUAAAAAGAAUCUCAAACUUUUGCCAAAUGGAUUUUUGGAUUUGGUGAGCAGACUGUGGACGGAAUACUCCAAGGAACGCCACCUCAUCUACUAACAAGUCCAUUUUCUGUAAAAGAUUAUCUUGUACAGCUUUUGUGUGUGUGUGUGAGUGAGUGAGUGAGUGAGUGAGUGUGAGGUUGAGUGCAUUCAUUCUCACCGGACAACAUGAGAUGGUGCUCAAAACACCUCGAACUGUAAACCUGCUGAGAUGUGACAACACCGUCUGCUGUCAUGGAAGUGUGUUCACACAUGAUGUGUUUUCAGUAUGUUUUACUGGACUUACCAGAGAUUAUUUUUAUUUAUUUUAUGAGUAGAUAAUAAAUGCAUGCAUCAAAAGAA